This is a messenger RNA of Syngnathus acus (greater pipefish), 3759 nucleotides long. Its product is annotated as F-BAR and double SH3 domains protein 2-like. The transcript is spliced from 20 exons. The coding region runs from base 1361 to 3328 and encodes 655 amino acids. The record is from RefSeq and is a predicted model, not a curated record. Gene Ontology annotation, biological process: regulation of actin filament polymerization; neuromuscular synaptic transmission. Lineage: Eukaryota; Metazoa; Chordata; Actinopteri; Syngnathiformes; Syngnathidae. Gene Ontology annotation, molecular function: protein binding. Gene Ontology annotation, cellular component: recycling endosome; neuromuscular junction.
CCCAGGAGCUGAAACACAUUCACGGCGAGCAGCUGAGCAGACUGCACGUCAAACACCAGACUGAGUGUGACCUCCUGGAAGACCUGAGGACUUUUAGCCAGAAACGGGCAUGCGUCGAGCGGGACUACGCCCAGUGCCGUGCCUGUGGAAACUGAGCCUUGCCGGAAGCGCUAAGGAAGACGUACCUGCCCGCUGCUUCCAGAAGGACGUCAAUUGGACGUCUGACAAUAAGAACAAACAAGGAAGCAAACAAAGAGAAUCUUGUUGGCCGUGUUGUGGCAUUACAGGCCCGUAAGAAAUGUGCCGCAACGCUGUGAAGAGAAGGCGGCGGUGCGACAAGCAAGCGCAAAACCGACAAAAAGUGAAAGCGUAAACUGCUUGCCCAUUUGCCCGCGCCGCUUCCUCGGCGCCAAAACGGUUAGCGGGUUUAUGUAAAGCAUGUCACGCGGCCGGACCCCCGACAACAGACCGCGGCUCCGGCUCGGCGGCGCUUGUAGGGAGGGGAGCAAAUUUGGCACAGCUCGGGCUGAACGAUAGUGAUUGAGUUGAGAGAGAUGGAGUCACCUGGCUUUGCUCUGAGCCUCGGCUUCCUUUUUUCAAAGGCCAACUGGUUGUGCAAAUUCCCCAAAAGGGUAGAGCCUUCCAAAAGGCGGCGCCGCCUGGUCUCUCGCUCCGUCUUAGGAAGGCCGCGACGUCUCUGGGGAGAAGAACAAUAAGCACAAAUGAAACGUGGUCCAGUCGUUUCUUGACAAAAGCAUCUCCCGAUGGACACAUCAGAGGCCUCGUGAUAUUGUCAUCAAUUGCCGAGGAGCGAGAGUGCUUUUUUUUUUUUUUUUUUUUUUUGUCUUUCAAGGAAUGAAAGAUGCACCUGUGCUCUGAUCAACUGGCUGCUCUUAUUUGAGGCCGGUGGCGUGCUCCACCUGCAAGCUUCUUCAGCCAAGGCUGGGGAUUGCCAUUCCCAUCACAGAGGAGCUGAAAAUGAGCUCCUCUGUUCGGGCGCGGGUUGGAUUGGCUCACGCGUCCUCCGCACAAUGGGCCGGUUUGUCUCGCGGCUCUCCAGCCUUGGCACCAUCGGAUCGGGAGGCAUCACCGCCACCACGCGACCACAUUCCACGGGAUUCAAAGCAAAGGCGACCCCCGUUAAAGUGUCGCACCGCUCGGACCUCGUCCGUCCGUCUCUUGCAGCAUUGGUGCAGCACACUAAUAUGGUCUCCGUUUGGUGUCCGCGAAUCACCAAGCACAAGCAAGUCAAUAAAUAGGCUCUGCACAAGUUGGCCAAUCAGUACCUAAAAAGGGAGUGGCCCGACAGCCUGUGGGAGGAAGCCGAUCGCAGGCCCUUUUGUGUGUUUGCCACAGGAAUAUGUACUGCGUAUGGCGGGCUUAUCUGGAGGGGACCAUCCGGGUCACCCGCUCCAAGAUCAGCGCCUGCGACAACUACAAAGUGCAGGUGGCUGAGCCGGCCAAGACUGCCCGGUUGCAGAAGGAGCAGCGGCUGCGUAAGUGUGUUGAGCGGCUGACGAGCAUUCAGGCUGAGCUGCAGGACUCCGUCAGAGAGCUGAGCAAGAGCAGGAAGAAGUACCGGGAGGCGGAGAGCGUGGCGCAGGCCGUGCGGGAGAAGGCCGAGCUGGAAGCCAAGUCUAAGCCGAGCCUCUUCCAGUCCAGAUGGAGUCUACAGAGAGGAACCAUCAAGCUCAGAGCCAAGCGGAGCGAGUGUGACUCCAAAGCCGCCCGCAGCCGCAACGACUACCUGCUUACGCUAGUGGCGGCUAAUGCUCACCAGCGACGCUACUACCACAUCGACCUCGACGACUGCCUCAAGGUGCUGGACGGGAGGAUUUACGAGCAGGUGAAGGAUUAUUUGGUUUUGCUGUGUCAGACGGAACUGGAAAGCUACCAGGUUACGCACGACGUCUUUGACGAGCUCUUAGACCGCUCCGCUGGGGUCCUGCGGGAGUUCCAUCACCAGACGUUUGUGCAGAAGAAUGGCGUUUUCCAAAAAGCGGCCGACUUCUUGUACCAGCCCGUCGAAAUGGAUACGGUGACCCAUCUGCUAAAAGAGGGCAGCACGCCAGAGGAGCACAGCCUGGACAAGGAGGCGCGCAAGUGGGCCACUCGGGUGGCCCGAGAGUACAAAAGUAUCAUCCGCACACAACGGGUGUUGGAGGAGUUUGGGGCUCAGGAGAGUUGCGAGCAGGACGUGCCCGUGGAACUGGAGGCCAAGAUGGAAGUGGCGAGGCAGAGUCUGCGGAAGGCUGAGACAGUGAAGACCAAGGCAGAGGCCCGUCUGGACCUGUUGAGGCAGGCGGGUGUCUGCGUGGAAACGUGGCUGAAGAGCGCCAUGAACCAGGUGAUGGAAGAGCUGGAGAACGAGCGCUGGAACAACCUCAGCAGCGCCCAUGAUCUUUCGCUCUCUGGGACGGCCGAUUUGGAGGACGAGGAGGACAGCGGCGACGUGCCGGACGACAGCAGCGAUGUGCUGGAUGACAGCAGCUCCAGCCCCUCCGGCACAUUAAAAAACUACCCCCUCACCUGCAAAGUGCUCUACUCAUACAAGGCCUCUCAGCCAGAUGAACUGAGCAUGGAGGAGCAGGAGAUCUUAGAGGUCAUCGACGACGGCGACAUGGAGGACUGGGUCAAGGCCAGAAACCGCAGCGGCCGGGUUGGCUACGUCCCGGAGAAAUACCUGCAGCUGCCGUCCUCCAAUAGCCUGCUCAGCAUGUUGCAGUCCUUGGCAGCGCCAGACGCUCGCUCACACUCCUCCGGCAACUCCGUCGAAACUCCAAACUCAGCAUUGCACUCCAUCGCAGUGUGCUUCGCCAAAGCGCUGUACGACUACGCCGGCCAGACGGACGAUGAGCUAUCCUUCCCCGAGGGCGCCGUCAUCCGCAUCCUGAGCCGGGAGACACGCGAGGACGACGGCUUCUGGGAGGGCGAGUUCAAUGGCGUCGUAGGCGUGUUCCCCGCCGUCCUGGUGGAAGAUCUGGCCGGCGGUGCGGGUGCAAACGGACAGAGAGACGCCGGUGACGCCCGGUCUUCCCCUCGCAGCCCCUUCCACUCGGGGCCGCUCCUCAGCAGCCCCCCGCAAACGCCCACCGCCUCAUCAAGCCCCUGCGGCGCCGCCUCGCCCAUCGGAGCGCCACCCACCUGGCACAAUGGGCACAAGAGCCCCUUUCGCAGUCCGGGACAAGGCUCCCCGCAACCUCCCAAAUACGCAGAGAGCGCAUCCGGCACCAUCCGACCUGUCCGUGCUGCUCCACCCCCCCCUACCAAGCAGCACCCACGGGGGCAGGUGAAGCGGCGAGAGGAGGUCGAGAUCACGCUGGUCUGAAGCGGAGAUGGGACGCCCCCUCGAGGAUGCCUCACAUGGCCAGUGGAAGAAAAAACAAGGGUGGCUUUCUCCCCUUCAAGCGUCUCCAUUUUGAUGACAACACUCUUUUGUCUCAUAAGAUAAAAUUGUCACCUUGCAUUAAGAAUGGGAGUGUGAGGCUGGCCCAGUCCCCCCAGCUCGAACUCUAAAAGAAGGGAAAAGUGGCAAUGAUGCUAGGAAUUCUUUUUUUUUUUUUAAACGCAAAACUCCCCGUUUAAAUUGCACUCAGUUUAAAAGCAAUGCAAUGUUUCUGAACUACCCUUCAUUCGUCUCUGAUGGGGCAAUUUUGCUGGGUCUACGUGAAAAUUGCCUUUGUUCAGAAAUGGAGGGAGCGACCCUUUCUUCGUGUGUGUCACAUAAUGAAGCACUUUUGAAUGUUGUCAGUAUUUUGA